AUGCGGCAAUAUCGUCUGCCCUUGGAAAUCAUCUCCCUGGUCAUUUCGUACCUCGAUGUCUCAACAAGCUCUUCUCUGGUUCCAUAUGCUACAGUUAGCCGAGAGUGGCAGGCCUGCAUUGAGCAACGCACGUUUGCAAUUCUUAAGCUAAACAGCCCCCAGCGGCUAGAGGAAUUCUGUCAAAUUGUUGCUUGCAAUAAGCAAAGACAAAUAUACGUUCGGGAACUACAUCUCCUAAUCCAUCUUGAACCAUAUGAUAUUAAGGCGCGUGCCUACUUCGAGACAGCUGCUGAACACAGUCGUAAUAAUGAAAUUUUUGUCCAAACGAUGCAAAAAGUCCUCCAGAUUCUAUCAACCUGGCCAGAGAACCAUCGAGGAAUCAAACUAUCCAUUCAGGCGCAGUCCCCUGGCGACCCUGUCAGAGGCGACAGACAACGCCUCAAGAGAGCUCGCCACACACCAGAAGAGGAUCUACUGGACCGGAGAUUUGAAAGAUCUUACCUUCAGAAUAUGGAUUUGACCCUAAAGGAUAACGAAAAACGGGAUCAGGAGCUCCGCAAGCGCAACCGGGAUGUUACGGAACUUUUCACAGCAGCUUACAUCAUUGUCUCUGAGUGA
This is a messenger RNA of Aspergillus fischeri NRRL 181, 618 nucleotides long. RefSeq names its product F-box domain protein. The coding region runs from base 1 to 618 and encodes 205 amino acids. The transcript is spliced from 3 exons. NCBI's taxonomy places the organism in Eukaryota, Fungi, Ascomycota, Eurotiomycetes, Eurotiales, Aspergillaceae. The record is from RefSeq and is a predicted model, not a curated record.